Molecule: messenger RNA, 900 nt
Organism: Juglans regia (Persian walnut)
Lineage: Eukaryota; Viridiplantae; Streptophyta; Magnoliopsida; Fagales; Juglandaceae
Exons: 1
Coding region: 119-772 (217 amino acids)
Source: RefSeq, a predicted model, not a curated record
UAACCAAGAAGAUCACUUUGAGAAACAUAAACAACCAGUCUAUUUGUAGUUGUAGUUGUAGUUAUAGUUGUCUCUCCCAAACAGUACCAAAGAAGACGGACAAAGGGUACAUCAAAAUAUGGGCAAAGAAUACCAUCGCCUCCACCACCACAACCACCACCAAUACCAAAGCCUGCAUCUCCAUUCAAGAACUACAUUCAUGCCCAUGUUAUGUACAAGAACGACCAUCAAAGAUGUGGCACUUCCGAAAUGGAAAGACCACUCGGUAUCUGUCUCCGACGACACUUUGUCCCCGAAAAUCGGUUGCAUGGGCCAGGUCAGGAGAAACAUGAACAGAGCGAUUGGCUUCCCCACCUCUCACAAAAUCACCCUCACCACAAACCACAAUGCUAAAAGCAACAACAACAACGAUUUAUCUGUCAAGUACUCCAACGUCAAGAAACUCUUCUCCAGCAAAAACCUCGACAUGAUGACUGCCACCACAACUGUCACCGCCGAGGCCGCCACUACUGCUAGCUGUGGAAGAAGGAGACAAGUGACCAUGAAUUGUGCAAGAGGGCUCAAGACUAAUCGUGGUGGAGAGAAAUGUGUUCCUAUCAGCAUCGAAGAUUUGGAUCCUCCAUUGCCGGUUAUCAAGAAGGAGCAAAAGCCUGUAGGAGGGGAAGUGGAAAAUCUUUGGAAGAGGAGAUCUGGUGGGGUAGCACUGAAAACUUUACAGCUUCAAAAGAUACAUCAUCCUAAGCAUUAUCUUCAACCUACCACUGUUUGUUAAGAAUACUUCAAUGGGAGAUGAGAAAGAUGAGGCAUAAGAAAACAUUCAUGUAAAUGUUUUUGGUUUUAAUUUCCAAAUCUGAAUAUUUUUUUUUAUUCUUUGUUCACAGUUCGGUGCUGCUGAUCAUG